This is a messenger RNA of Daktulosphaira vitifoliae (grape phylloxera), 2009 nucleotides long. It is a transcript of the gene Pngl, whose product is annotated as peptide-N(4)-(N-acetyl-beta-glucosaminyl)asparagine amidase. Lineage: Eukaryota; Metazoa; Arthropoda; Insecta; Hemiptera; Phylloxeridae. Gene Ontology annotation, molecular function: peptide-N4-(N-acetyl-beta-glucosaminyl)asparagine amidase activity. Bases 70 to 1815 code for a protein of 581 amino acids. Gene Ontology annotation, biological process: glycoprotein catabolic process; protein deglycosylation; protein quality control for misfolded or incompletely synthesized proteins. Gene Ontology annotation, cellular component: nucleus; cytosol; cytoplasm. The transcript has a single exon. The record is from RefSeq and is a predicted model, not a curated record.
UUAUUCUUUAAUGACCUAUUGUUGCAUAUUAUUUCUUCAUAGCGUAUAUUACUACAAAGAUUUAGAACAAUGCUUCAAAGUUUAAAUGACUUAAAAAGUAAUGACCCUGACAUUUGUUUUCGAAUUAUUAAUGUUUUAAUUAAAAUAAUUGAUAAUAUACUAAACAAUCCACACCUGUAUAAAUUCAGAAGACUUUGUUUAAAUAGUAAUAUAAUUCAAAAUGAACUUUUACCUUACAUUGGUGCUAUGGAAUUUCUUUUAGAAAUUGGGUUCAUUGAGAAUAAUGAUGUGCUAGUACUUCCUGAUUAUGUUGAUCAAUCUGCACUUGAAGGUUUCAAACAGGAGCUCUUACAAAUUAUUAAAAUAGAUGGUGAACCUAUUAUUAGUCUUGAUAAAAAUAACAAAUUUCUUAAUGAAAUAAAUUCCAUUUCCUUUGAUGUUUUAUCUCAUGAAAAUAAAAUUUUACAAAAAAAAGCUUUAGAAUGUUUGUCAACAGAACAAGUCUCUCAAUUUUCUAUUAUUAAAAACUCAGAAAAUGAUUCAUUUUCUCAUGAGAAUAAAAUGUUAGAAUUAAUGAAAUGGUUUAAACAGUCAUUUUUUAAAUGGUUUGAUGUACCCCAUUGUAAGUAUUGCUGUAUUCCUACUAAAUUUAAAGAAAUAAAGCAUGGUACAAAAGAUUUAAAUGUCAGAUAUGUGGAAAUAUAUAAGUGUCCUAAAUGUAAUUGGACAACAGAAUUUAAAAGGUUCAAACUCUGUGAACAACUUUUAAUUACUCGGAAUGGUAGGUGUGGUGAAUGGGCUAAUUGUUUUACAUUAUUUUGUCGAGCUCUUGGAUGGGAAGCCAGAUAUGUUGUUGAUCAAACUGAUCAUGUAUGGACAGAAGUUUGGUCAGUAACUCAAGAACGUUGGAUUCAUUGUGACUCCUGUGAAGUUGCUUUAGAUAAACCUUUGUUGUAUGAAAAAGGAUGGGGAAAAAAAUUGUCUUAUAUUAUAGCAUUUUCUCAUGAAGAAGUACAAGAUGUAACUUGGCGCUAUACGAUUAAAAAUGAUGAUAUCUUAACCAGAAGAAUAUUGUGCAAUGAAAAUGAUUUAUUAAAAAAAAUUUUAUUGUUAUCAGAAGCAAGACAACAAAAUGUAUCUUACAUUAGACGUAAAUACUUAGCUGAAAGACGUUUAAAAGAAUGUUUUGAGUUAUUAUUUGGUUCAAAAAAUAUUGACACUGACAAUUAUAGUGGUAGAAUAUCUGGUGCUCUUGAUUGGAAAUUAUCAAGGGGUGAAACAAGAAUUCAACAUUUUGUAUGGACUCCAACACAAGUUGAAAUUAGUAAAAAGAAAUUUGAAAUAAAGUAUUCUACUGCUUUGGAUCAGUACAUUCACGAUGGGCAGCUUAUAAAAGGAUGGCAGAAUGGUGUAUACUAUGUUCAUUCAAUAUUUCGUAAAGAAGAAUUUGAUUGGAAAAAAGUAUAUUUGUGCCGUGAAGAAAACUCUAAUACAGCAAAAAUUGAAUGGAUGUUUGAUUUCACAGAAUCAAACUUAGCUGUUGAAAGAAUCACAUUAAUUUAUUUAUCCAGUCUAUUCGAAACUGGUGAUGUUAAAUGGAUAUUAACUGGAAAUAAUAAUUCUGUUGUGAAUUUGUCUGUUAUUCAAAAUGUUCAAAGUGUUCAUAUUGAUCAGUUUAUUGGUUGUAACAAAGUAAAAUUAAUUGCAACUUUAUUUGGGGGAUCUGGUGAACAUGCAUGGCAGCACACUCAAUUAUUUAGACAAGAUUCAGACUCAGAAGAAUUUCCACUUCAAGUGUUAAUUAAUUUAAAAUAAUAUAACUGCAAUAGAUUUGUUUAUAUGAUUCAAUGUGUAAAGUAUAAUAAAAUAAAUAAUAUAUAUAUACAUAUGAUUAGUGUUUAAGUUAAAUUAUGAUUUAAAUGAAUUAAAAAAUUUAAUUUUAAUAUAAUUACAUAAUGAAUUUUUUGUAUUUAGUUAAUUAAAUAUUAAAGCUAUUGUUAAAUUAAUAA